GAAGGGCUCCUUAGGCCCGAGGGGUCCAGGGCACACAAAAGGUCUGAAGCCCAGCAUCAGAAGGUCGGGCGUAAAGCGAGGUGGUAGAGUAGCGAUCUCUGGAUCUGAGCAAACUGGGUCUGCCAGCUCAGAAUGGCUGGAUUCCUCUUGUGUGAGCCAACAACACUUUACAAUAUCUUAAAUCAGGAAACAAAGCACUCCAGAUUAGCAGAGACCAACUAUCUCUAUUUACUAGAUGUCCGUACCAAACGAGAAUAUGAUGAAAGCCACAUCAUCACCGCCCAGAGGAUGAAGCAGAAGGGAGGUAAAUAUGUUGUUCCAGAGUCAAUGGAUCUGGAGUGUGUGAAGUUCUGCAUCGUCUAUGAUGGAAUCACCAACUCCUUGGACGUGAGCAUAGAGCUCGAGGAAAAAGACAAGCCUGACAGCUCUGAGGAUGAGGAGGAAGGCAACGUUGUGAUGGGGGCUGCCAUAGAGGGUGCCAAGGUCUUGGCGGAGCACACCCGCCACCCCGUCUACAUCCUGAAUGGGGGCUAUGAACGCUUCUCAGCUUCCUAUCAUUUCUUCAGGACUCAGAAGAUUUUCUCAAUGCCCCAGGAACUGGAUGCAUUUCAGACAUACCCCGUAGAGAUAGUGCCCGGAGAAGUCUACCUGGGAACUUCGAGGCAGGCCUGCAAUCCUCAAAUGCAUAAACAUCUGAAAGUCAAAGCUCAUGUCAACGUCUGCUUGGAAACAGCACCCUUCUUUGAGGGAGAUAAGAAGAACUUUCUUCAUAUCAAAGUGACCGACUCCCCAGAAGAGGAUCUUUUCUCCCAUUUCCGGCAGGCCACUCACUUCAUGGAUGCCCAUGUUAAUCUUGGCUCUGUGGUCCUCGUUUUCUCUACUCAGGGAAUAAGUCGUGGUUGUACUAUGGUUUUGGCUUAUCUCAUGCAUCGGAAUAAAGAAUCCUUAAGGAGAUCCUGGGCCCAUGUGCAGAACUGUAAAAACAACAUUCGGCCCAACAGAGGCUUUGUGCAGCAGCUGGUGAAUUGGGAGAAGGUGAUCCACGGGGCUGUUGUCACCGAUAUUUCAGAUCCCCAUUACUGACCCUUCCCCGGAGCUUCCCAGAAAAACAAAGCCUUCUGUUUCUUCACUUCAGCUGAGGUUGACUCUUUGAGCAGCGUGGGCCAGGACAGAGGGAGGGGAUGCUUGUGGGUCCCCUCAUCAUCCUUGGAUUCCAGAGUUCUCAAGUGGCCUCCAGUCACUACUUAGGACAGUCCCCUUUGAGGCACUGGGGAACCGAGGAAGGACGAGAUAAAGGAAGCAGGAGGAGGAAUUGGCCUGGUCACUUCCCCGUUUGGAUGUCAGGGUCCUUCUGUGUCAAAUUAGGGGGCUGGAUGAGACGAUCCCUGAGGUCUCUUGCAGUUCUCAGUCGCACGUGAACAAAGCAGGGUUGUCUUCGUGCAUUUGCAUCCUUGGUCCAAAUGGAGCACAUCUGAAACACAGCUCUCCAGCCUAACUGAAGAAGCGUCCUCUCCCACUGGAGGCCAAGCCAAAGUCAUUUGUAUUCCCCCAUAACAAUUAGGUGGGUACCCUUCAGCCCCCGGCACUGAAGGGGUACGCAGGGGUACAUAAAGCUUAUCCCAUGCAUCAGUGAGGCUCCAAGGAUGACUGAAGCUUCCUGAGAUAUGAUUUGGACUAAGGUGGGCCUAUGGGAUCCAGCACAGCCCAAAGGGGCCACAUCAGGGUCUACCUCAGCCCCAGGGCUGUCCCAACACUUUUAGGAGUGGUUCGGAACCGUGGGGGAAGGGGAUUGGAAAAACAAGUAUUAUUCCUAGGGUGCUCUGUCCCCAACCAAAAUUGAAUCAUUUCUCAAUCUCCAAAGUUGUGAAGCCUCAGUGAUCCCCAGAUCCUAGCGGGAUUCCAAGUAGAGUUAUAGGGUCCAGGUAUCUGAAGAACAGAGUGGGAUUAAAUAUUAUCAUUCCUCAUUACAGGCGCCACCUUCUGGCCCUUAAAUCCUGACCAAUGAGAACCAUGCCUUCCUUGGGCCCAGAAGCGUCCCAUUCGGUAUUUCCAAUUCAUUGCUUUUCUUUACUCUCUUCCUUGAUUAUCUGUGCUGGUCUGUGCUUCUCAAAGAAAGAGGCCCACUUUUCUGGAGCUCUUAGGACUCUACACAGAGAUCCUCCUAGGAUCUUGAUCAAGUCCCAGGCCUCACUUAGAAUGAGGAAGAAAAAGCCUCCUUCAUGGAGCAGAUUCCUCUGGAGGUCAGCCAGCUCAGUUGGCUAAAGUAGAGUGUGAGGUAUUAUAGAAAGGGCCCAGGAUCUGGGUUCAAACCAGGCCUCUGCUGCUCUGCUACAGGCUGUUACUUCCCCUCUCUGGGCUUCAUCUAUAAAAGAAAGGGGCUAUACAUUCUAUUUGUGAUCAAAACCCUAUGAAACAAUCCUAGGGAAGGUCAGCGAAGAGAUUAUUAGCCCAUUUUAUAAAUGAGGAAACUAAAGCUUGGAAGGGAAAACCCAAUGACUAAGGGUUGAAGUCAGGUUAUUCCUGACUGACUGCAUGGCAUGGUGGGCAUUCUUUCUGCCCCACAAAUCUGCCUCUCAGGAAAAAUAUCUAAAGGUGAAAUACAAGGAGACCUAGGGCAUUUAUGAUAUUUAACUCCUUAUCUGAGAGACAGCGUAGCAUAGUAGAGAGCCAGUCUUGGAGACCAGAGUUCAGGUCCUGCCUUUGGCCCACACUGACUAUGUGAUCCUGGCAAGUCACAAUGACCUCUUAGGGCCCCCCAAGAAAUUCUUUAAGACUAUGUGUGGCAGAGUAGUAAUUAUGUUUGUAGAGAGAGGUUGCCCACUGGGAGUUCCUUGUGCUAAUGAAAUCAGAGAUCCAGUCAAAAACAAACCCAAACCAAUUCCUUGCUGAAGCAGCCACCAGCUGCUCCACAAUUAUGGCCUUUCUGCACUUUCUGUUGAGGUUUAGGGGGUUCUGGGACCCCGAAAUAGCAACGCACAGGUCCUGCCUGAAUGAAUUUGACCCAAACUUUCUUUCAGCCAAAGACAAAGUUUAUUAAAGAUCUGCCAUAUUGGCCAAACUCUUAAAGAAUCUGAACAUUUGUGACCCUCAUAUUGACAAGUGGGCUACAUUGAAUCUGAGCCAUGGGGCCAUUUUUUUUGGUGAGGCACUCAGGGUUAAGUGACUUGCCCAACAUCACAAAGCUAGUA
This is a messenger RNA of Vombatus ursinus (common wombat), 3188 nucleotides long. It is a transcript of the gene STYXL1, whose product is annotated as serine/threonine/tyrosine interacting like 1. Bases 133 to 1083 code for a protein of 316 amino acids. The transcript has 9 exons. Gene Ontology annotation, biological process: positive regulation of intrinsic apoptotic signaling pathway; protein dephosphorylation; negative regulation of cytoplasmic stress granule assembly. Gene Ontology annotation, cellular component: mitochondrion. The record is from RefSeq and is a predicted model, not a curated record. NCBI's taxonomy places the organism in Eukaryota, Metazoa, Chordata, Mammalia, Diprotodontia, Vombatidae. Gene Ontology annotation, molecular function: pseudophosphatase activity; protein tyrosine/serine/threonine phosphatase activity; protein phosphatase inhibitor activity.